Messenger RNA from Loxodonta africana (African savanna elephant), 14760 nucleotides. It is a transcript of the gene TUB, whose product is annotated as TUB bipartite transcription factor. Gene Ontology annotation, cellular component: cilium. The record is from RefSeq and is a predicted model, not a curated record. Gene Ontology annotation, biological process: protein localization to cilium. The transcript is spliced from 13 exons. Bases 7937 to 9547 code for a protein of 536 amino acids. NCBI's taxonomy places the organism in Eukaryota, Metazoa, Chordata, Mammalia, Proboscidea, Elephantidae.
GUCCCCCCACCCCCCCACCCCCCCGCCCCCUGCCUGGCUUUGGGGCCACGGCUUCCUGCUGGGGAAGAGGCUGGAGGGGCAUCAGCUGUACCAAGAGAGACCCCCUCAGGGAAGGAAGGGGAGUAGCGGCCACUUCGCGGAGGCUCCUACUGUGGGUGAGUGUCCCUCUGGUGACCAAAGCAGAGGAAAUGGUGAGGAGGGCAGGCUGAGACCUGAGGGUCCAGAGUGACCAAGCUCCUUACCUCCCAGACAUUUGCCACUCCAGCACCCACUCCUUAUGCCUUGAGACGACACAAGCACACAGCACCCCCUGCUAAGCUUUGCCCCAAGAGGCACCUGUGAAAUGGGCCGCAAGCCCAUUGAGUAUCUGGUACUGGUUGGCAGUAGUUGGGGUGCCGUCAUUACUUGGCUGUGGCCUCGGUGGUAGAGCAUGGAGAGCCACUCUGGUGGGCAGAAAGUUUGGACUGGAUUGGCAAGGUACAGCCAGUGGGCUGGCAGUCUGUUUUUGUGAAUAGUUUAUUGGAACAUGGCCAGGUCUGUUUGUUUAGAUAUUGCGUAUGGCUACUUUCACACUAGAACCUCACAGUUGAGUAUGACUUUAAAGUCUAAAGUAUUUACCAUCCGGCCCUUUAAGAAAAAGUGUGCUGACCCCUCUGAGAUAUUCCUAAUACAUGCUGUCUAUUCCCCACACUUGCCCUUCCUCUCCCCUCUUCCCUUACCUGUGCACCUCCCUCCUGACUCUGCAUCUCCCACACAUCUAGCUCACCCCAGGCUGGGUGCUUCCCAUACAUGGGGACUCUUCUCUGACAGAAAACAUUCCAGAACCCAACAAAUACCCGAGGGUUGGUCUCAGCAGAACCCUUACCUGGCCCCAAGCUGUGAGAUCCUUCCUAGGCCAAGGGAACAAGGUGUUAGUUAACGGUGAGCAUAGCUUCCUGGGACCCCUAAAUCUGUUAGGGACCUGAGAGAUUGAGAAGGCCGGUCUGGGCAUGGGAUUUCUGUCACUUCCCGGAAUGGCCAGGCCAGGAGCUAGGGACAGAGCUGCGCUCCCAGUGGAGUGGGGAUGAGGGGGCUGUUGAAUGAGCAGAUAAUUCUAGGGCACCGCUAUGCCCUGAGGGGAGCCUGGGAGCCAGGAAGCCCCAAAGAAAUAGCCCCUCUCCUGCCUGCUGUCCAUCCAGUUUCAGACCCAGGCCCAGGGACACAUUGUACCCCCUUUCCUUCAGGCUCCAAACCUUUGUGAACAAAACCUAAACCCUUUUUCUUUGUUCCUUCUGCACGUCUGAGCUAAGGGGUUCUUUUCAGGGGAAGGUCAGGAGCAGAGGGAACCCUGGGUCCUGAAGACAGAGCAGCAUUCCUGCUGCACUGUCACUAGGUGGCACUCUCCAGGUGCUGACUCCUGCUCUGGAGGUCGCUGGGUGUUUCUGACACUUGCAGGCCAUUCACGGGUCCUGUUCCAGCCUCAGCAUCUGUACUGACUCCACAGUGAUGCGUUUUAUUCCAGCCUCAAAGGCUGUGGCCGCACACACUCUGAAUCCCACCAGACCUGACCAGCUCUCUCUGCCCCCUUCAGACUCUGUAGUUCAGGGCAUUUUCCCAGGGAGAUCAUUGGGAGAGACCACCAGGGACUACCUGGAGCUGUAAUGACCUGUAAUUACCUGCCUAAUUGCCCUUCUCCUCCUCAAGCUGUCCUUGAGGGCAGGACUGUCUUAUUCUCCUCUGGAGCCCUGAGCAGAGGGUGUUUGGUGGUAAAUGACGUACAGCCAGGAGAGAGUUGUCAUCGCUGUUCACCCCAAAACCUGAUGCAUUGAUUCCGACUCAUAGUAAUCCUAAAGGACAGAGUAGAACUACCCCACAGUUUCCAAGGAGCGCCUGGUGGAUUCGAACUGCAGACCUUACGGUUAGCAGCCGUAGCUCUUAGCCUCUACUCUACCAGGGUUUCUGGUAGUUUGUCUAGUGGGUGCUUUUUAGUCUCCAGCUUCCCUGGUGGGAAGCUAGGGAGAAGGAUGCAAGCAGACGUGUGCCCUGGUGAGUGGAGGGAGGUUCAGAGAGAGGAGCAGCCUUCCUCUCUCUGGCCUUGUUCUGAGCGGUACCAGCAUACUAAGGCUCUUCUAAAUGGGAAGAGAGACACUGAGGAGGCACAGGGUAGGGCCGAAGAAUGCUGCUUGUUUCCAGGUAGAGUUUUCAGGCCCUUGACUGGCCCUGGGAACAAGCUCAUGCUUGUCCAGGACCAGAGACAAGGGUUGGAACCUAGCACCUCUUGGGGCCUUGCCCUUCUCACCUGGCCCCAGCUCAGGCCAUUCUAGUCGCCUCCCAGUCUAAAAGGGAAAAACUGUGACUUGCCAAGGGUCUCAGACAUUGGCUUGAAGGGCUGCGCCUGUGCUGGAGAGACUAAGCCACUCCCCCACCCCCAGCCCCAAGCAACUGCUCCUAACAGCAGGAAGAUGUCAGCAGGGGCCCUCCAGCCAGCCCAGGGAUGAUGACAGUGGGCAUGAGGUCUGAUGCCUGGACACUGCUUACAUACAGGCUGUGGGCAAUGGGUAGGGGUCCCCCAUCCACUGUAGUACCUAGGAAGAAGAGUGGGUAUUCCUGUUGACUGUGUGCCUUUGACUCGGCCGAGGCCAGGUCGACAUGUGCUCAUGAAUGUGACCCUGGGCAGGGGCUCCUGGCUGAACCCUCUCCCUGAUGGGCUGGCACCAACAUGGAGGUGACAUUUCCCUGCCUUGAACAAGCUCCAGUGUGAGACUGGCAUUGCUCACUGGGGUAAUUACUGGUUUGGGUUCGAUUUCCAUUCAAAACAGUAAUCCCAGCCUGAGCUGGAUGUCAGAUCUGAAGGUUGAUUAUUAGUAACGUUUAUCAACAGCCGCUCUCAGCUUCAGGCAAUUACAGCUAAUCUGCCAUUCCUGCUCCCAGUCGUGCACAACUGCCAGCUUCUCCCCUGCCACCACCCCGCCCCAGCAGCCAGCCUGAGCAAGGGCAGGAGAUGGGAGCCACCUUAUGAGUCACUGUUACCCCAGUAUGUAGGGGGUCCACGUACACGCUAGGCACUGUGCUCCCUCCCCAGCGGCAAUCUUCCUGUUGCAGAGCCUUAUGAAAUCUAAACUGAUUCUAUCAGAACUGAGAGGAAUCCCCGGUUUACAGACAUGGAACUAUGUUUCCCGGCUCUUGUCAUAUUACGCGUUUUCAGUUGCAUUGAGGUUCCUUCCACCCAGACUCAGGCUGUCCCUCCCUUCCAGGGCCAGGACUAAGGUGAAGCAAGUGAGGCAUUCACCUUGGCACAAAAUUUAAGGGUGGAGAUGCGAUGAAAGCUCAGCAAUGAAAAUAAAUAGUAACAAACCAAUUGCCAUUGAGUUGACUCCAACUCAUGGUGACCCCAUGUGUGUCAGAGUAGAACUGUGUCCCAUAGGGCUUUCAGUGGCAGGUAUUUUAGACGUAGCUCUCCAGAUCUUUCUUCUGAGGCACCUCGGGGUAGACGCGAACCUCCAACCUUUCAUUUAGCAGCUGAGCACAUUAACCUUUUGCACCACCCAGGGACUCCAAAAUAAAUAUUUUGAUGCAAUAUUUUUUAAAAUUGUACUUCAGAUGAAGAUUUAUAGAACAAACUAGCUUCUCGUUAAACAGUACACAGAUUGAUUUAUGACAUUAGUUAACAACCCCACAACAUGUCGACACCCUCCCUUCUCGACCUUGGGUUCUCCAUUACCAGCCUUCCUGUCCCCUCCUGCCUUCUAGUCCUUGCCCCUGGGCUGGUGUGCUCCUUUAGUCUCGUCGUGUUUUGUGGGCCUGUCUAAUCUUUGGGUGAAGUUUGAGCAGCAGAAGUGACUUCAUUACUGAGCUAAAAUGGGAUCCGGGGCCCACACUUUGGGGUUUCUCCAAUCUCUGUCAGGCCGAUAAAUCUAGUCUUUUUUUGUGAGUUAGAAUUUUGUUGUACAUUUUUCUCCAGUUCUGUCCAGGACCCUCUAUUGUGAUCCCCAUCAGAGCAGUCAGAGGUGGUAGCCGGGCACCAUCUGGUUGUACCGGACUCAGUCUGGUGGAGGCUGUGGUAGUUGUGGUCCAUUAGUCCUUUGGAGUAAUCUUUCCCUUGUGUCUUUAGUUUUCUUCAUUUUUCCUUUGGAUGCAAUAUUUUUUAAGAAUCAAAAGUAAUGCAGAAAUAUCCAUAAUGAACAAAAUAUGAAAAUUUGAAUAGACAGGAACCAACCUUGCAUUUACAAGUCUCAGCCUCACUUGCCUCACACUAAUCCCAGCCCCAUCGGAUCCUGUUCUUAUUUAAAAAUUUUGAUAUUUUGUUUAUCAAGGUUGUUUUUGCAUUAAUUUUUAUUUUAUAUUAUUUGUCUUGAUUACUGAAUUUUUUUAGUAUACCCCUUAAAUUGUGCACCCCAGGAGAGUGCCUCACUUAGCUCACCCUAGUCCUGGCUCUGCUCCUCUCCCUUCUUGCUGGGCCCAAACACCUCCCCUUCCCUGCAGCUCUCACUGUCCUUUUGUCUCAGGUGGGUGGCUCAGCUUCUCUCUGAGCUGAGGCCCAGAGCAGCAGAGAGUCCAGGGGGCCCCCACCCUGGGCAGCCGUUCCGAGGUGCCUGUCCCCUGCUCUGUCCCUCUGGACCCUGCUUCAGCCUUCAGACACCACAAGGAGGGCCUGCAGGCUGCCAUGGUAACUGCUGUGGUAAUUAGAGGACAGAACAUUCUGGUCUUCCUCCACUCCCAUAUCACGUCCAGUCCCUGAUUUACUAACCCAAAAGGGAACUAAAACAUUGCAGAGAAUGUAUGGAGCUGGGGAAAAUGACAUUCGUCUGAAUUCCUCCCAGGAAGAGGACAGUCUGUGGCUGAAGGAAGACAGUGAUAGUCUGUAAUGGGGAGGGGAAGCCCUACAGUAAACACGGAUGCGUGCUAAACAGACUUCUGCAGAGGAUAGGUCUAAUGAACUGAAGGGCUUUCGUCUGGCUGAGCAGCAUCUUGAUAAGCUGCUCACCAAAGAAUAUCCUCCCCCAUGCCCUCCCACCAGGCUUGUCUAAGACUUAAACAAAUAUUUUAAAAAUAUCAGUGUUGAAGCUAUCGCUUGUCCAAAGUGCCAAAUUGUAUCUGGGGCUUGAGGCAUUAUCACGUUGAGGUCCAGGCCACAGCCACUUGACCACUCAGUGUCUAGACACCUAUCACAGUGGGAGGCCCAAGGGUCUCCAGUGGAAUGGUUCAGAAGCAUCGUCUGAGGACUCCCCAGCACCACAGAGCUGGCACACCCUCCGUCCACCCAGCUUGGCAGUAGGUCAUUAGUCCCUGCUCUGCUACUUCCUGGGCAAGCUGCUUCCCCACUCUGAGCCUCAGUUUCCCCAUAUGUGAUAUGUCGAUAAUAAUGCCCUCCUUAGAGGGUGUGCUUGCCAUUGAAUAAGCCAAAUGUAUAUAAAAGUGCUGUGACACCAUGAAGAGCUGUGACCAUGUGGCCAUUAUUCAAAACCCCUAACGGCUGUCCCAUAACAGCAGACUGGAGAGUCAUGUUCUGUGAGGCCCUAGAAGACAGAAUUAGAGCCAAAGAGAGGAGUCUUUGGGCUAGGAGUAAAGAAGAAAUUGCCAGCUGUGCAGAGGUGGAGGGACAACUCUGGCAAGAGAGGGUGCCCUGACACUGGGAGAUUUUCAUAAUCACCUGUCCAUCACUUCCCUUUCCCCAGGGAGGGAGUGACCCUUCAGAGAUGCUGUUUAUCCAGCCCUGAGGUUCUGUGAGGCUUUUUGACCAUCCUUCCUCAGUCCAGCUGGGCACCACGGGCCAGCCUCAAGGUGAGGAUGGGCCUCCUUGGAGGACGUGGCUUCGCCUCCAGUUGAUAUGACAUCUUCCUGGCUCACUUUCCCUGGUUUAAUACUAUAGACCAUUGUAUAACCCUGAGCUUGGGCAGGAAGGAGACCAGGGAGGGCGCCAUGCUUCCUGUGGCCACCCACACUUGACCAAGUGCUGAUUGGAACAUUGGCUUUGAAAUGCCCUUUGACUCUGAUCGAAAGGUUCCAGCCCAUCUGCAGCAAAACAGAGGACAUUGAAAGUCUGUGAGAGAUGGAGGGAUGAGGGUCCCAGUUCCAAGCGCACACACACAUGCUCUUCCCCACCUGGGAGCUGCCAUGUGCAGUGUGUCUGCGGUUGGCUUUGGAGCUUUGAGGCAUUGUGCUGAAGUGGAGAGAGUGGCAGACUAGGUGUCAGGAGACCUGGUCUUGGCCUGACCCUUCCUCUCUGUGAGCCUGAUUUUUCCAUCUGUCACAUGAGGAAGUAGGAUGAGAUGCCCUUCUCAGCUGACAGUUUGUGAUUCUUCUGUUUUCUGGAAGCCGUAAGAGUUGAUAGAAUGAGCUCACCUUUGCAUCCUCCUCCCCAUGCCACUUACAGUCUCUCCGUCAGCCUUUACCUGUCCUCUUGGCAGACUUGGGGACCAGGGUCCUGUCAGGGUGGGGUCAGCAAUGUCCAGUUUUUCACCUGGGCACCAUUUUUCCAUCAUAAAUUUGAAAUUGAAUCCCAAAGGUUCUUAAUUAUUAUUCUAAGCUCUCAUUGAAAAUCUGAGUAUCAAUUUUAUAAAAAUGUGGCUGAGGAUGGGAAAGGAAGGGGAAGCAGUGGGGCUAUAGGUAGGGAAGGGAGAAACAGAAGGUGAUAUGAUCAGGGAAUUAGAGCGGGGCUUGAUGGAUGAGGCUGGAGUUGUUCACAGGAUCUAAGUCACCAAGAGCCUCUGGGCCAGGUAAAGUAGCUUAGAUUCUGUCCUGGAGGUAGGGUGGUUGGAGGGGGCAGGGUGGCUACUGAAGGGUUUAAGCAGGGCAGGGGACAUGAUCAAAUUUGCAUUUAGAAAGCUCACCCUGGUGCUAGUGUGAGGAUGGGUUUGAGAGAAGCAAGUUGGAGUUAGACACCAUCCCAGAAGCUGAUGCCAAGAUCGAUUUGGGCAACUGACACAGAGGCCCAAAAUGAGGAAGUGGGUGUAGUGAAGGGGGUGGGUAGAGUUGGAGAUGCUUGGCUGAUAGCAUCAGAAGUGCUUGAUGAUCAUCUGGAUUUGCAGAAGACAGUAGUCAGGGAAAAGAAGGUGCCUUGCGGGGGAGGGGGGGCUGGGUGGUGUAUUCACUGACGCAGAAUACAUAGAAUGAAUGAUCAGACUUACACAAAGUCCAGAACUGUAUUCAUCAGGGUGUGGUGCUGUGGGACAUCCGGGAGAAUGUGUCCAGAGAGCAGGUAGAUAAAGGGGUCUAGCCUUCAGAGGAGGAGUGGAUGCAUGAUGCAGGGUUGGAAGUUCUCAACCCUUGAGAAGGGUUAUGGGAGGUAAAGCCCUGCAAGGGGAUCAGAUGACCCAGGUGCAUUACGUGGAGUGGAGUGAGAGGACCAGAGGCUGAGGACACAGAUGAGCAAAUCCUAGGCCCCUCAUCAGCCCCUAAAAGGCAGAAUGUGUGUGUCCCUCCCAGCACAGAGCCUACCACUGACCCUUAGCACACAGCUGGCCACAGAUAGGCCGUCAGUGAAUGUGUUCUCUGGCUUGCGGUUCCUCCCACUGGAGCCUUAGUGCACCUGGCUCUGCCUGGGUUACUAUAGUAACCUAGGGAUGCAGGGAUGCAUGGGCUCUGUGUUGCCGUGGAAACCAGCAGUUGGGUAUCCCUCAGUGGCAUGGCUGCUGAGCCCUUGGGGAUUCAUCCUGGUCCUAGAGGGGUUGGAAGGUAGGCUGUGACAAACACAAAGGUUUCCAGGUCCUAAUUAAUCAGUGGUGGUUGUUAUUAAUCCGACUGUUGCCAUGGUGAUGAAGGAAGAUACACAAGUGGGCUCAUGGUAGCUUCAGUACUGAGCUAAAUGAUAUAAGGAAAUUUCAGCCUUAAGUAGGAUCAUCCCUAGACUCACUCCAUCCUCUGGCCACCAUGGGGCCAGGACACCUUUGCCUUCUUUCUGGGUUUCCACACUUUUGCCAAGACAGGGAUUUUGUUCCCAGGAGGCACUCCCGGGCACAUGGGAGCUCCGCAUUCAAAGCAGCACAGAAAACCUGGGCCCCUGAAACAGGGCCACCGGGGCCACCAAAGAGAUUGGAGAACAACCAGGAGGAGAAACUACUUGAAGGACGCAAGGGAGAUCGCUCGUGUCUUAGAUGAUGAGGGCAGCAGCCUCAGACAGCAGAAGCUUGACCGGCAGCGGGCCCUGCUGGAGCAGAAGCAAAAGAAGAAGCGCCAGGAGCCCCUGAUGGUGCAGGCCAACGCCGAUGGGCGGCCCCGGAGCCGGCGGGCCCGGCAGUCGGAGGAGCAGGCCCCUUUGGUGGAGUCCUACCUCAGCAGCAGUGGCAGCACCAGCUACCAAGUUCAAGAGGCCGACUCACUUGCCAGUGUGCAGCUGGGAGCUGCCCACCCAACAGCACCAGCCUCAGCCAAAAGAACCAAGGCAGCAGCCGCAGCAGGGGGCCAGGGUGGGGCCUCUAAAAAGGAGAAGAAGGCGAAGCACAAAGGCACCGGCGGGCCAGCAGCACUGGCAGAAGACAAGUCUGAGGCCCGAGGCCCGGUGCAGAUCCUGACUGUGGGCCAGUCAGACCACGCCCAGGAUGCAGGGGAGAUGGCAGCUGGUGGGGGCACGCCACCCAGCGGGCAGGACCUCCGUGCCACGAUGCAGAGGAAGGGCAUCUCCAGCAGCAUGAGCUUUGACGAGGAAGAGGAGGAUGAGGAUGAGAACAGCUCCAGCUCCUCUCAGCUAAACAGCAACACCCGCCCCAGCUCUGCCACUAGCAGGAAGUCUGUCAGGGAGGCAGCCUCAGCCCCAAGCCCAACAGCCCCAGAGCCACCAGUGGAUGUUGAGGUCCAGGAUCUUGAGGAGUUCGCACUGAGGCCAGCCCCCCAGGGUAUCACCAUCAAGUGCCGCAUUACGCGGGACAAGAAGGGGAUGGACCGGGGGAUGUACCCCACCUACUUUCUGCACAUGGACCGUGAGGAUGGAAAGAAGGUGUUCCUCCUGGCGGGAAGGAAGAGAAAGAAGAGUAAAACUUCCAAUUACCUCAUCUCUGUGGACCCAACAGACUUGUCUCGAGGAGGGGACAGCUACAUCGGGAAACUGCGGUCCAACCUUAUGGGCACCAAGUUCACUGUUUAUGACAAUGGAGUCAACCCUCAGAAGACAUCAUCCUCUACUUUGGAAAGUGGAACUUUGCGUCAGGAGCUGGCAGCUGUGUGCUACGAGACAAACGUCUUAGGCUUCAAGGGGCCACGGAAGAUGAGUGUCAUUGUCCCAGGCAUGAACAUGGUUCACGAGAGAGUCUCCAUCCGGCCCCGCAACGAGCAUGAGACACUACUAGCACGUUGGCAGAACAAGAACACGGAAACUAUCAUCGAGCUGCAAAACAAGACACCUGUCUGGAAUGAUGACACACAGUCCUAUGUACUCAACUUCCAUGGGCGCGUCACACAGGCCUCCGUGAAGAACUUCCAGAUCAUCCAUGGCAAUGACCCCGAUUACAUCGUGAUGCAGUUUGGACGGGUAGCAGAGGAUGUGUUCACCAUGGAUUACAACUACCCGCUGUGUGCGCUGCAGGCCUUUGCUAUUGCCCUGUCCAGCUUCGACAGCAAGCUGGCCUGUGAGUAGAGGCUUCCUCGUGCCCUUUGCGGUUACUCGGCCUGGAGUGGAGCUUGCCUGCCUGCCUGCCUGCCUGCCUGCCUGCCUGUGGAGACAGCCCUGCCUACCUUCUGUACAUAGGCCUCCUGCCAGAUGAAUCUUUGGCUCGGAGCAGGCUCCUCUGCCCCUGUAGCUGAGGCAGGGGAGUGGGAGUGAGUGGGUGGGUGGGGUGAAGGGACCAGAGUGAAUUCCUCCAUGCCCCAUGAUCAGUCCCCCCUCCCACCCUCUCCUGGGUUAGCAUCCUGCUGCAGUCGUGUUUGCCAAGCCAGGCAACCUCUUCAGCUGAGAAGGCAGGGUGAGGGUGAGGGAGAGGAAGCACAAUGCAGGGCUGCUGUGGCCCAGCCAUCCACUCAGCCCAGGAGUCAGAUGACAGCAGGUGCCCCAACAAUGAGGGGCACUGUGUGUGUGUAUGUGCGUGUGUGUGUGUGUAGGGCACAUCAACUUUACAUAGCAAAGGGCCCGGUGGCCAGGCUUGGCUCUUUGGUUUCCUGCCAGGUGUUGAGGCUCUGAGCAAUUCAAGAGGCCAGGCAGGCCCCUUACAACUUCAGAAGGCCCCCUAACUUCAGAAAGUCCCAGCCAGGCCCAGGAGAAGUUAGGAUCAUAGUGACAGGGUGUGGGCUCAGAGGGACGGUGAGUAGUAGGACCUUGCCAGGAUCACACAGGCCUGGCUGUCUCUGGGCUGUGGGAACUAGCUGGGAGCCUAGGGUUCGAGUUCACUUGGUUUCUCCAGGUUUGCUCUGCACUGGCAGGGGCACUGGGAAACACUCAAGGUCAGAUGUCUCAGUGGAUGGGGCAUGCAGGACGGAGGCUCAGCAUGCAGGAAGCACAGGGAACAAGCUCCCGGGGUCCUGCCCCAGGAACACCCUGCUGGGCAGUCCCAGCCACACCCAGGAAACAUGGGUGAGGUCCCAGCCACUAGCCCCAGUCUGCACACGGCAAAGCAGGCCUAGGGCUCUUAACGGGAAAGGGCCAUCCUAAGCCAUGACAUGCUCCAAGAAUCUCUCUCUGGAAAGACCUAGUCCGGGUGCUCUUGCCUGCGAUUCAGCUCCCACUGCUGUCAGCCUAGGUCAUGGUUGGUGAGGGCUUCAGGGUGUGGCUUUUGAAGGUGAUAGGGUUUCUGUGUGUAGUUCUUUUUGGGUGGCAAUGGGACAGGGUGAGAAGCAGGGAAUAUUUUAGGAUCACAAAAGGUUAGAUGUGACAGAACUCUUAGAAAUCAACUAGUACAACCCCAUCAUUUCAGGCGAAUCACACCCAGAAAAUGGGACUUGCCCAGGGUCACCUAGCUGGUUAGUGGCAGAGUUCAGAACCUUAAGCUCCCUUGUUUUCGUUGUUACCACUGUCACCCCCCGUGAAACUGGUUAUCUUCAGCUCUCCGGGGGCCCGUUCUGCAUGCCCUCUCCCCCUUUCCCUGAUUGAGGAGACUUAGAAAUGUCAGAGUUCACGUGUAAAACUGAAAUCAUUUCAGUAGGAAAUUGGGCUUUUUGCACGUCAGUCUGAUCAGGAUUGGCUUGUGGCUGGCCCCUCCGCGAGAGUUGCUUGGCAGCCGCGAGCAGACCUUAGAGAGCCUGCUGCAUGUCUCUCUGCCUAGAUGUGGUAGAUAAGGUGUGCCUGUUGCAGGGCUGAGCCUGAUCUCUCCGUCCACUGCCAUACUUCUCCUUGGAUGGCAUCGUCCACCCUACAGGCCUGGGUCUUCUAAGCUCUUGCUUGUUUAUCAUUUGCCCUGGAAGAGUCUUCUUGCCCAGAUGGAGGUCAGAAGUCAGUGGGAAGCAAGCAGGAGUUGGACCUUGUUUUAGAGCAGAUGUGCUUGGGAAGGUUAAGUAGCAAUUGAUUAAAAAAAAAAAAAUCGUAUUUUAAAUAUGUGAGACCCUGUAGGUGAAGGAGCUGUUUAACUCCUUAAAUGGAAGUGUAGUAUGCUUUUCUGUCUUUGUAAUCCAGGUCUUGCUGUGUUGAUUGCUUUAAGCAAGGCACACCUAUGCUUGCAUGGAUCUGCUCUCAUCACAGACAGAGUUCUCUGAGAGAGACUUCUCCAGUUAUCUAGCUUUUUAAAAAAACGUGGUCUAGUUUCUAGACAACUCUUGGGGGCCAUUUUGAGGACACUAGAAGUUCUGUGCUGGGACUGAUCCAUUCCCUACUGAAAUUCUGUAGUGCCCUCCUCCUUUCCACAGUCCUAGUUUGGCCCUCCUUCCCUGACUUUAAUGAGACGAGACCUGCUGACAUGUAAGCUGGUGGAAACUCGGUGAUUUCCAAGGUCUAGGCAAGCUGUUUCUCUGGGUCUAGAAUUUUAAGGUAGAAUAGACUGAUUCUGGAUCCUAGUGGAAGGGGGAUCCUCGUAGUAGGAAAAAUCAGAAGCACAAUGGAAAACUUUUGGUCUUUGCUUUUCCUCUAGAAAACAGAAGAGGGGGUUGGCUGGAUAUUUGGGUACACGUUAGGGACAGGAAAUGUGGAUCCUGAGCUCUCCAGCAUGGACUUGGAGAAGGGUAACGUCAGCAACAAAAUCCUCUGUUGCGUAUUGAGUCAUGAGCAGGAGCAGCUUUGUCACCUGCUCGAGACCCAACCUAGCAAGUUCUGCUCUUAAGACUAUUCCUGAUGACACUGGUUUUCCUUGACCAUUGGCCCUGCAGCCAUGGGGCCAAAGACUCCUAAAGCUUAUGGGGCCCUGGAGACCACCUGCGCUCAGCCUCUCCUACAGCAAAAGUCCUUGCCCGCCACAGCCUCUGCCCAGACCAGCCUUGGUUGGGCAGGGAACUUGGUGACUGAAUAAGUAGUCCCUAAGGGUGUUGGGCGACCAGCACCUUAGGCAGCUUCUCUGUAACUACUCCUGGCUCUGUAGCUCUUCCUGGGGCUGCAGCCCAAAACUCUACACCCUCUCCCCCAAAACGGUUCUUCUGCAGAGUGGCAAAGUUCACUCCCCCAACUCUUCUACAAUUCUAGCUUUUCUUCUGGCUUCAAGGUGCUCUGUGUCCAUUUGUGUGUGUCUGUUUGCGUGUCUGUGUGUACUUGGGGAAAAGGGCAAUCUGCAAACAAUCAACUGAGGUUUCUUAAUAUCAUAUUUCUAAGGAUGAGAAGGAAAGGAAUAAGGAUGUAGUUAUGAUCCCCUGUAGAUUUUGUUCAUUCAUUUCAUGCUCUUUGAACAGAAAGUUUAUCUGGGAAAGUACCAGCUUGUUUUCCCAGGGUUCUGAUUGGGAGUGCAUCAUCCAAGAAAGUUGUUAGUUUUUCACUUUCCACCCUGAAUUACCUAAAGAAAUCCGUGUGUCACAUGCACGGUUUUGGAUGAAUUUGAACAUAAUCUAGUGAAUGUGCCUUAAAAAUCAAGACACAAGUUCAAGGAAGCACGUAAGGUCCAGACCCAUGGUGAGGACAGGUGUUGGAAGCCAGGGUGUGGUCAUCACAGGCUAGAAGAGAACCUUUGGAACCUGCCUCCAUCAGUGAAAAGAAAGGCAACAACAUUGUAGAAGCAGCAGUUUUCUUCACUCUGGAAAAGCAGGGCGGUUACCUGAGAGGUAGUUGUAAACAACGUGCAGCAGUGGUGACUUCAAACUGAAAGGCCCAUGUAUCCCUCACAAUGGGGUUUCAGCUGCUAAGGGAGACGCUGGGAGAGCCAUAUUCAUGGCUGUAAUGCAAGCACAAAUUCCACCUCCUGGAGUCCCUGGUUUUCCCUCACUGCAUAAUACUGGCCCUCCCUGCUUGCCAGGCCUUCUCGCCCCAGCUGCAACACCUUGUGUGAUCUGCCAGGUGGCCCUGAGAGCACACUUUUCCAGAGAGCUCCAAUGAGUCUGCUUUCUUGUGGGGCCCAGCACUGUGCCUGGAGCCUGACUCCCCUGCCCUGGGCCCUGGUUUAUAGGCCUGUGGCAGCCCCCAGGAACAGACCAAGGGAUGGGAUCUUGUUUGAAUUUAUUGGCCACCUGUUCUUACGUACCUCCAGUUUGCAAUUUUCUGCCAUCUCAGGAUACAGGGGAGGGGAAGAGCAGAAGUAUUGGGAUAGGUUUAAUUUUUUAAAUUUUGCACCAAGUUGAGAGGCAAGUUGGUCUUAGAGAAAGCACUACUCCACUUACUAGCCAUGUGAUUUUCAGCAAACCAUGUAAUCUUUCGAGGUCUAUUUUCUCAUCUGCAAAAGGAGGAGGUCGGUCUAAAAAGCUGCAGUAGGAUUCAGGGUGAAUGAAAGUUAAUCCUUGCUUUCACCACUACUUUUUCUAGCUCAUCAUUGUGCCUUUUUUCUUUUCUAAGAAAGACAUCACACCCUUCUCCUUUGUUCUACUGUUCCUCUCUCCCCCUACCAAGGUCCAGGCGGAGCUGGAGAUUAGGCUGAGAUCGAGUUUCCUACAGGGCAACUUGGAGUGACUUAGAAAGGGAAGCCUGACUCUGCCUCUUUAAUCCUGCAUUUGUGACAAAGGGGAUUUGGUCAGGAUGGGUGAUGCCUCUCUUGCUGGGAAGACACACUUAGCCAGUUUUCAUAAUGCCUAGAAUGUGUAUGUCUAUUUGCACAAGAUUGUCUUUUCCUAUUUUCAAGUGGUCAGACAUUUUAUUUUUGCUCAAAAUUAUCUGGAGUUUUAGACAAACUUGCAAAACUGCUUUUAUUAAGUGACUUUUUGAAUAAACUCUUUGGUAUUCUGGAGCAAAUGUAUUUAUUUAUUGGUAUGUGCAAUGACAAACUUGGUAUUUUCCCAUGUUGACGUUAUGUAUGUUGUAGAAUUUGGUGUUUGUCUGAGUACAAAACAUAUACCAACAAAUUAAACUUGAAUUGUUUCAACACUGCUGUGUACCCUUUUUUUUUUUUCUUUCCCCCAUAGGAGAAAAGCAUGUUUCUCUCCUAAAGUUUUUUCCUACGCAUAAAGUUUCCUAUGCAAAACUUUCCUAAAGUUUCUGUCCUAGGAGUCUCAGGGGUGGGUAGGUGGGUGGUGGUAACAUGGGGAUCACAGCUUGUUUACAAUCAAUGGUAAGUAGGUCAAAAUCGCAUUCCCUCUAGCUGUGCUCUUCAAGUUUAUAGAUGGUUAGAACGACACCCAGAAGCUGGGAAGGGCUGGGAAAACGGUGAGGUUUGAAGGUACUUAAGUUAGAGUGAUCCUCUUUAGGGUCAGCUGGGUGAACUAGGGAGCUCUGCUGGCAUAGUGGUUGAGAGCUGUUAACCAAAAAGUUGGCAGAUUGAAUCUACCAGCUGCUCCUUGGAAACCCUAUGGGGCAGUUCU